AUGGACAUAAUAAAAAACAAGUAUCCAUUUUGGAAGAGAUUACUACAUAAAUGGCAAGCAAGACGAGAUAUUCCAUUUAGACGUAAAUUUUUUGUUGGAUAUGAUCUUUAUGGAAAUACAUAUUGGGAAUUUACCAUUGAUGGGAAUAUGCAAAGAUUAAGACGUAAAUUGGAACCAUUUCAAAGAGAAAUAUUCGAAGUUGAUUAUUUUAGUACUAUCCCUCCUCAAUGGUUACAAUGGUUAAGAAGAACAAGAAAUGAAAUUCCAACUUUAGAUGAGUUAAUUCAUGAUCAAUUAAGACAACAAAGAUUAAAAAUUUUAGCUAAACAAGCUGAUGAAAAAUGGCAUCUUGAAAAAGUCAGAUUAGAAAAUGAACAAAAAUUGAAAUUACAAACUGAAUUGGAUAGAGUUAAACAAGAAAAUCAACAAUUUGAAAAUCAAAAGAAGAUUCUUGCUUCUAAAGAAGUAAACGAAGAUUCCCAGAAACUUGCUGAUGAAACAAAAGAAGAUCCAUGGAAAGUUGCCGAUGAAACAAAAGAUAAAAAUCCGAUUGAAUCAGCAAGUAUAAAACCAAGACUGUGA
This is a messenger RNA of Candida tropicalis MYA-3404, 582 nucleotides long. RefSeq lists its product as uncharacterized. Gene Ontology annotation, biological process: mitochondrial respiratory chain complex I assembly. The record is from RefSeq and is a predicted model, not a curated record. Bases 1 to 582 code for a protein of 193 amino acids. The transcript has a single exon. NCBI's taxonomy places the organism in Eukaryota, Fungi, Ascomycota, Pichiomycetes, Serinales, Debaryomycetaceae. Gene Ontology annotation, cellular component: membrane.